CUUCUCUCAGCCGCUAAACUCACCAUUCUCGCAUUGGCCCUGCCCUUCAUUGCUGGCUUCGCUUCGUCGCUCAGAAGAGCAAAACUUGUACGGAAGUACUGGCUGCAACCCACAGCCCACCCACAUGCCCUGAGCUCGCUUCCGAGGUGCUGUGUCCUUCUUCUGUCUGCUUCACCCGGGGGGUAUAUAACACCGAGCGAGGGGGAUUCACUUCUUCCUGACGGGCAAUGGACAAUUCGCAGCGAGACUUGGCAUCUACUGCAAAUAGGACCAGGCCAGCAACAACGGCCUACGACGUUGAGAGUGACGCGCCAGGAGAGACUACCGCCCUACUCGGCACAAGCACCCAGCAGCUAGAAUCACCACCCAGGCCAUACCCACGGAUAGCACAGGCCAUGCGCUCCUUUGCAGCACUCUUACUGGUCAGCCUAGUCAUUGGCAGUGUGUAUGCCUUGGCAGCAGCACCUCAUCCCCGCAGAUCCGAUGGCACGCCGACCUCUGGCAAGAAAUCCUCCUCCUCCACCUCCUCCUCGUCUGGCUUUCCCACCUACACUGCCCCCAGCGCAUUCCCCACAAAGGCAUUCAGCGAUGGCUACUACUACCUGCCGGGCGACUUCACCGCCGAGCCAAGACCCAUCAUUACAAACAUCAAAGACCACUCCGUAUUCCCAGACUCGUUAGACGAUCCGCAUCAGCUCCCUACCGGCGCGCCGGCUUCGGAAGCCGUCUACCCACGACCCUCUGCAUCGCCGACGCCAGGCAUGAAGAAUGCCGCCUUGCAAAAGAUCCAAUCCAUCAUAGACGACUCCACUUCCGGGGCAACGAAUUGCACAAAGUGCACACAAGCACUCAAAGUCGGCCAGAAGCUGGUCAGGGCUGAGCCCCACUCCGGACCAGAAUUGAUGGUCUCCCUCUGCAAGCAGUAUCGCUUUGCCUCUACCAAGUCUGGCCUAACGCAGGAUGAGAUUUGCGAGAGGGAGUAUGCUCCAAGUACACUGGGCGCGCAGUACACGUCCAUCUUGAGCUAUGCGAAUUUGAGUGAUGUAGAUGGCCAGGCAAUCUGCGCUUCGGUCUUCUCCGCAUGCACUGCACCACCGCCCUCUACGCUCACAAAGGCAUUUGUGAAGAAGUGGUUCAAGGGCCAUGAAAGUGCGCCCAAGAACCUCAGUAAGAAGACUGGCAAGCCACUAGAGGGAAAGAGAAAGGGCGAGAUGCUCAAAGUGGCGCAUCUGAGCGAUCUUCACGUUGACCCUCGAUACCUAGUCGGCGCAGAAGCGGCCUGCACGAGUGGGCAAUGCUGCAGGGCUGAUUCGUUCAACAGCACCGUCGCAUCUACUUUCAAGGGUGGGCUGAAUAGUUCCUCGACGAUCAACCCUGCUGGUUAUUGGGGAGAGUACACUUGCGAUCCGCCUUGGUCGAUUGCGGUGACGGCUUUGGAUGCGGUGACGCCCUUGAAUGGAGGGAAGGAUGUGGACAUGACAAUCCAUACUGGUGACAUGACCACUCACGAUGCCGACUACCACUACUCUCAUGCCCUUGUCAACCAAGCCGAGCAAGCCAUCCACGACCAGAUGAGACGUGCCCUCGGCUCCGGCCCCAUCUUCACCGCCCUUGGCAACCACGACUCUUCACCUCAGGAUGCCGUUUCCUCAAACACCCUGCCAGACGGGCACGACACCUUUAGUUGGAACUACGAUUAUGUCUCCAAGCUAUGGGAGUCCGACGGCUGGAUGACGCACAAGGAGGCAGAGGAAAUCGGAAAGCACUAUGGUGCCUUUUCUGUCAGUCCUCGCAAAGGACUGCGGGUCAUUUCGCUGAAUACCAAUCUGUGGUACAGUGGAAACCCGUGGAAUUUCAUCAAUUAUGGAAAGUUUGACCCGAGUGGGAUCUUGCGCUUCUUGACGGAUGAGCUGCAGCUGGCAGAGGACCGCCAAGAGGGAGUCUGGAUCAUUGGACACGUCUACAGCGGCUGGUCCGGCUCCGACCCCUUGAAGAACCCCACCAACCUCCUUCAAGUCAUCGUCGAGCGCUACCACUCCACCAUCCGUAACCUCUUCUUCGGCCACUCCCACGAAGACUUCUUCAAUGUCUUUUACAAGUCCAACGCUUCCUCUGUCCUCCCCUCGGAUGCAAUCGCCCACUCCUUCAUCGGCCCUUCCGUCACACCGGGGACAAAUGUCAAUCCUGGCGUGAGGAUCUACGAAGUCGACCCGGAGACGUACGAGGUGGUGGACUAUCAUCAAUUCUACACCCAACUCACUACUUUUUCCUCGUUGCAAGAGGAGAAGCAUGGACCAGUAUGGGAACACCUCUACUCGGCUCGAGAAGAGUACGCAGAUUUCCACGCCUCGCGCGCCAAUGGUUCCUACCACCUCUCUGUCCCCCUCACCUCCUCGGGCCACUGGCCAUCAAGCGAAGCUCUCACGCCUGCAUUCUGGGCACAACUGACCACGGAGAUGUUGCUCCGUCCGCACGAGCUGGUGGAUGAAGCAUUCACUACGUUCCAGGGGAGGAACUCGAGCUUGAGCCCGAGAUGUAAUACGACCGAGUGCGUAGAGGCAAAGGUUUGCUACUUGAGGAGCGGGACGGCCAUACUGGGGAGUCAGUGUCCGAAGGGAUAUUCGAGCGUGCAGGGUGGGUGAAGGAGAGAUGGAGAGGGGAGGCAAAUUGGCACUCUCGCCGCCCACGAAAGAUUCAGUAGAUGUAUCCAUUUGCUGCAGUGCUUGUGUGUCAAUGAUAAAGCAUAGUAGUACCAGCCAAAGUGU
This is a messenger RNA of Microstroma glucosiphilum, 2765 nucleotides long. Its product is annotated as Metallo-dependent phosphatase. The transcript has 3 exons. Bases 228 to 2642 code for a protein of 804 amino acids. Lineage: Eukaryota; Fungi; Basidiomycota; Exobasidiomycetes; Microstromatales; Microstromataceae. Gene Ontology annotation, molecular function: hydrolase activity. The record is from RefSeq and is a predicted model, not a curated record.